AUGUGCAAUAUCUUCCAGAGUAACAAAAGAGAACCUCAAAACUCAAAGAUACAGGAAGAGGAAAUAUUAGAUUGCAACACAAGCCAAAUGAUAUACCAAAGCAAUACAAAGAAAACUCAGUUAAAAGUUGAAACAGUUUCGAUAGAAACUGAACCAAUACCACUUGUAGUAGAAAUCA
This is a messenger RNA of Dentiscutata heterogama, 178 nucleotides long. Lineage: Eukaryota; Fungi; Glomeromycota; Glomeromycetes; Diversisporales; Gigasporaceae. The record is from the annotation of a GenBank genome assembly.